Molecule: messenger RNA, 745 nt
Organism: Conger conger (European conger)
Lineage: Eukaryota; Metazoa; Chordata; Actinopteri; Anguilliformes; Congridae
Product: far upstream element-binding protein 1-like
Exons: 6
Coding region: 230-745 (171 amino acids)
Biological process (GO): regulation of gene expression
Cellular component (GO): nucleus; cytoplasm
Molecular function (GO): mRNA binding
Source: RefSeq, a predicted model, not a curated record
UGCUGAAGGUGGAAGCCGACCAAAGGAUUUGAGUUUGCACCCUUCGCCCACUGGAGAAACCCAAAUAAACUCAAGAGGCAUUGGGUUUUCUUCCCGCCCCCCAUUCCACCAUCACAACCUCCUCGCCCCUCCCCGACUCUUGCGUUUUCGUCUUCCCGCUUCUGCGCACCUCGACCUGGCCUAAAUUGCCUGCUUCGACUCGACAGCCUUCGCUCGCAACACGGCUAGCAUGUCGGAAUACAGCACGGUGCCGCCGCCCGGGGCUGGAGCACCUCUCGGUGGCCAAUCAGCCUUGGGGGCCGGUGGCGGGAUAAAGAAAGAUGCCUUUGCUGACGCGGUCCAGCGAGCGCGCCAGAUCGCGGCGAAGAUCGGUGGUGAUGCGGGAGGGGGGCCCCCUCCCAUGAAUAACAGCAGUCCUGCUGAGAGCUUCCCCUUCACAGCACAGAAACGCCAGCUGGAGGACGCAGAACAGCCAGACAGUAAGAAAAUGGCCCCUCAGAGUGACCGGGACACUGCCACCGCUCUGUCCAUUGGAGCCCAGCUGGCAGCCCUGGCCCAACAGAGUCGGCCAACAACCACCACAGAGGAGUUCAGUGUUCCCGAUGGCAUGGUUGGACUCAUUAUUGGACGAGGAGGAGAACAGAUCAACAAGAUCCAGCAGGACUCUGGCUGUAAGGUCCAGAUUGCACCAGGUAAGAGAGCUGGGAGAGGCAAGUUCAUAUUUCUUAUUUUCCACUUCAUUUAG